This is a messenger RNA of Ipomoea triloba (trilobed morning glory), 1745 nucleotides long. RefSeq names its product RNA polymerase II C-terminal domain phosphatase-like 4. The transcript has 9 exons. Gene Ontology annotation, cellular component: nucleus. The record is from RefSeq and is a predicted model, not a curated record. Bases 149 to 1573 code for a protein of 474 amino acids. Gene Ontology annotation, molecular function: RNA polymerase II CTD heptapeptide repeat phosphatase activity. NCBI's taxonomy places the organism in Eukaryota, Viridiplantae, Streptophyta, Magnoliopsida, Solanales, Convolvulaceae.
GCAUGUAUAUCGCAUCAAUUUAAUCCUCAUCCGUGUACUGAUUUAUGCUCGCAUUGGAAUUCGACGUUGUUAUAAUAUCGCAUGCACAAAAAUGGACUGUAAUUGUUAAAAGGAAGUGAAAUUCCUAAAACCUCGUGAUUCCGUGAAGAUGAGUCUCGCGGCCGAUUCCCCUGCGCACUCGUCCAGCAGCGAUGACUUUGCUGCCUUCUUAGAUGAAGAGUUGGAAACUGCUUCUGGCACAUCAUCUGAGCUGGAAGCAGAAGUGGAAGAGGAAGACUGGAAGGAUGAUGAAGAAGAACAAGAUGAAGAAGAAAAUGAAGAUCAGGGAGAAGAAGAUGGUGGCAGUAAAGACAACUCAGAUUCUUCUAGGAUAAAAAGGCUCAAGGUGGGAACCUAUGAAGACACAGGGAAUCCAGAGAGUUCAACAUCUCACAGAGAACAUGCAGAGACUUCACGUGUUUCAGUUAAGACGGAUAUGUGUACACAUCCUGGUGUUAUGGGUGGAAUGUGUAUACGAUGUGGGCAGUUAGUGGACAAUGAAUCUGGUGUUUCAUUCGGGUACAUCCAUAAGAAUUUAAGGCUUGCUCAUGAUGAGGUUGCUAGACUACGUGAAAAAGACUUGAAGAAUCUGCUACAGCAUAAAAAACUGUAUUUGGUUCUUGAUUUAGAUCACACAUUACUAAAUUCAACUAGGCUCUCAGAUAUUUCAGCUGAAGAAGAAUACCUAAACAAUGCUCUUCCUGAUGCUUUGAAAAGCAGCCUUUUUAGGUUAGACAGGAUCUACAUGAUGACGAAGUUGAGGCCCUUUGUGCACGACUUUCUGAAAGAAGCAAGUGACUUGUUUGAGAUGUAUAUCUAUACAAUGGGUGAGCGUCCUUAUGCACUAGAAAUGGCAAAAUUACUUGACCCUGGAGAUGUAUACUUCCAUUCUAGAGUGAUUGCACAGGGAGAUUCAACUCAGAGACAUCAAAAGGGCCUUGAUAUUGUUUUAGGGCAAGAAAGUGCUGUCCUGAUCCUUGAUGAUACUGAAGUGGUAUGGGGAAAGCACAAGGAGAAUCUAAUACUUAUGGAGAGGUAUCAUUUUUUUGCUUCAAGUUGUAAGCAAUUUGGCUUUGAUUCUAAGUCACUUUCACAAAGUAAGGCUGAUGAAAGUGAAGAUAGUGGAGCACUUGCCACUGUUCUUGCAGUUCUUAAACGGAUCCAUGGUAUUUUCUUUGACCAGAAACGCAAAGACAAUAUGCUAGACCGUGAUGUGAGAGAGGUGCUAAAAGGAGUCCGGAAAGAAGUAUUGGAAGGUUGCAAAAUCGUUUUCAGCCGGGUUUUCCCAACUAAAUUCAAGGCAGAAAAUCAUCAGCUUUGGAGAAUGGCUGAGCAACUAGGAGCCACAUGCUCCACCGAAGUCGACGAGUUUGUCACACAUGUGGUCUCACUGGAUGCCGGGACUGAAAAGUCACGCUGGGCACUGAAGCAGAAUAAAUUUGUAGUCCAUCCCAAAUGGAUUGAAGCUUCCAACUACCUAUGGAAGAAGCAACCCGAGGAGAAUUUCCCAGUUAGCACAACAAACAGCAAAUAGUUAAACCUUAUCGAAUCCAUGCUUGAAUUGUAAAUGUUAAGCGGAGUAAUUGAUAACGAUUCAUUUUGUUUACAAACAACAUUUGGUUGGUUUAUUCUGCUAUAUAACGACUAGGUGAGACAUGUUAUAAACAAGAAGUGCGUUUAAUGUUGCAUAGUCAUUUUUUAAAGCA